Molecule: messenger RNA, 798 nt
Organism: Dictyostelium discoideum AX4
Lineage: Eukaryota; Evosea; Eumycetozoa; Dictyosteliales; Dictyosteliaceae
Exons: 1
Coding region: 1-798 (265 amino acids)
Source: RefSeq, a predicted model, not a curated record
AUGAGAUUAUUAGCAGCAUUUCUUUUAGUUAUUUAUGCAGCACAUAAUGGAGUAUUUGCAAGAGAUCAUAUUGUUUCAUUAUCAAAAGGUGAAAGUUUUGAAUUAAAUAUUGAACAAGGUGAUAGAAUUAAUUUCCAUGUAAGAGAUAAUAAUAAACAUGUUUUAACCAUUCAAGGAGAAUCUCAAUCAUUUGCAAACCUUUCUCCAAAAGAUUCUGCCAAGCAACAAUUUAAUGAAGCUGGUGAAUUCAUUGUUACCGAUUCAGCUAAUAUCUAUGUCAAUAAGGUUAUAGUAAGUCAAAAACAACAACAAGAUCAACAAAAAUGGUUUGAAAAGGAUGCUAAAGAUCAUGCCAACAAAAUGGCAGCAACUAAAGAUAUGGAACAACAUGAACAUGAGGAUCUCCAAAAUACAAAUGAUGCUCAAAACAAUGAAAAUGCUAAACCAAAUUCAGCAGCCACCAAAGAUUCAAAUACCGCUAACAAUAAAGCUAAACCAUCAUCAAAUGUUAGUGAUAACAAAGAAAACAAUGCUUCCAAUAAAGCCAAACCAUCAUCAAAUACCAAUGAUGCCAAACCAAAGACUGAUGAAACUAAAACCAAAGCUGGUUCACCAAAAACUGAUGCCAAACCAAAAACUACUCAAGAUGAAUCCCUUGAUAGUGCUGAUCCAGAAGCAAAAGCUGGUGACAAAGCUAAACCAAAGACUGAUGCCACUGCCUCUGGUAAUACCUCAUCAACCCUUGUUGUCAAUGUUUUGCUUUUAGCUGCAUCUGCUGCUUUAGCUCUUGUCCUUUAA